AUGACUUCGGCGACCUCAAAUUCGACAACCUCUUAUUCGACGACCUCAAAUUCGCUCGACGACCUCGACUUUGGUGACCAUGACUUCGAAGAUCUUGACUUUGUCAAUCUUCAGUUCGACGACGUGGACUUCGACGACCUUGACUUCGAUGACCUCGUGUUGGACGACCUUAACUUCGAUGACCUCGAGUUUAAAGACAUUUCAACCGACGACAUUGUGUUCGACGACCUACAAUUCGACGACCUUGACUUCGACGACCUUCAAGUCGAAGAGCUUGACUUCGACGACCUCCCAUUCGACGACCUCUUAUUCGACGUCAUCGGCUUCGGUUACCUUGCCUUCGACGACCUUGACUUUACCAAGCUUCAGUUCGACGACCUCGACUUAUGUGACCCUGACUUCGACGACCUCAAAUUCGAAGACCUCAAAUUCGACGACUUCUAA
Molecule: messenger RNA, 444 nt
Organism: Hyaloperonospora brassicae
Lineage: Eukaryota; Oomycota; Peronosporomycetes; Peronosporales; Peronosporaceae
Source: the annotation of a GenBank genome assembly